UCUCGUUUAAGCUUUAAAUCAAUGGCUUCCACAUCCACUCUCCUUCUUCAAUCUCUCUCUUCCACUAAUCUUCAAAUCACAGUACCAAUAAGAACAUGUAGCUUCGGUCGUCGAACAUUCAAAUUUACAACUAAAUGUUCAUCAAAACCAGAGCCAAAAGAUCAGUUCUCCGAUCUCACGCCUGCACCUGAAUCAAUCAACACAACAAGCGCCGAGAAAUUCCCAAUAGAGAAACGAAGAAGAUCAGAGAUCAUACGAGACAGGACACAAAGAGGAAUCGAGAAACCAGAGCCACCAAACUUCGAGAUUGGUUGGAAAAGAACAAAAGAGAUAAACUUGGAGAAACCUAAAGGUUAUGUAAUAAUGGAUUUUUUAGAGAAGUUCGAAGCUUUAAUGGCGAGAGAGUUCGGUUCGAAGGAGCUUUUAGCUAAAGCUGGUGAGAUAGUUGCCGAGAGAGCUAGAGAAGAAGCUGAGGUUUUGAGAGAUGAAGGUAAAGUUGAAGAGAGAAUGGUCACUGAGCUCUCCAGGGUUUUGAAAUUGAUGGAGAUGGAUUUAGCUAUGGUUAAAGCUUCGGUAAAAGAAGAAACUUUGAAUGAGAGGAUUGAACAAGCUAGAGCUAGGUGUAGACAAGCUAUUCUUGUUGCUAAUUCUUUCUAAUUCCUUCUUCUUCAAAUAGCAAAUUGAGUCAAAGUUUAUGAAUUUGUUUAUAGUUUUUACACUAAACAGAGCUUCAUCAUCUGUAAAAGAUCUUAUUUUUUUGGUUCUGUAAUCAUUCAUCUCUAGAUCAUUCA
Molecule: messenger RNA, 791 nt
Organism: Capsella rubella
Lineage: Eukaryota; Viridiplantae; Streptophyta; Magnoliopsida; Brassicales; Brassicaceae
Exons: 1
Coding region: 22-657 (211 amino acids)
Source: RefSeq, a predicted model, not a curated record